CGUUUCCUUUCAUCCGUCAUCAAUCUCUCAUCCCGCUUCGACAGCUUCUCGCCAUGGAUCUUCAGCCCGCGCAGGUUCCAGCUCCAGCAGGAAAGCCUCAGCCGCUGAGAGAAAAAGCUGGCAGGAAAACGAAGGGGCCGUCGAAGACCGUCGCCGGAGAUCCUCCGGUUCCCAGGCAGAAGCGCGUGUUCGGUACGUUGCGGAGCACCAACGUUCCGGCAAAACCACACACAGAGAAACCCGCUGCGAAAUCCGUGACUGGGGUUCGCCGGAAACAGGCCCAGUCGCCGCCGAAAAGCCCAUCCACCGUGGGUGCUACUCUAGCAUCGGCUGCUGUGAAAACGUCCCCGGAGGGAGCGAAGCCCAAGCCGGAGAAGAAGAGCGUUUACUUCGAAGAGGAAUCGCCUAAGAAUUUGGACGAUGCACCUGCAGAGAAAACAUCUGCCGAGAUAUCGAACCCUAAACCGAAGAAGAAGGGCGUUUGCUUCGAAGAGGAAUCGCCUGAGAAUUUGGACGAUGCACCUGCAGAGAAAGCAUCUCCAGAGAUAGCGAAACCUAAGCCGAAGAAGAAGAGCGUCUGCUUCGAAGAAAAAUCGCCAAAUAAUUUGCGUGAUGAGAAUGCGGUCGGGCCUCAGACCCCGGUCCAAUGGCCUUUUGCUGCUGUGGCAAAGCCAAGAAGGUCCGGGACGCCCUAUCACACGGCUGAGAAUUGCAGCAAGUGCAGAUUCGAUAGGCUGGAGACCGCAUCGUACUGGCUCGGACACAUCAAGCUGGCGGAGCCCGUCGGGAAACAUUUCGUCUCAGCGAACUUCUUUCGAAUGGCUCUGGAAUGCAAGGCUGAGCCCAUACGGAACCUGCGCAUUGAGCUGAAGCGGUAUCUGGCACGGCACCUGCACUUAUCAGAAGAAGCCGAGUGGAGAAACUUGUCUCUUGGCUAUGGAAUCCUGAAGGAUGAACCCGACUCGGGUCCCCGAAAUCCGGGUAGCGGGAGAGUGAGGGUGAGGCUGAGCGCCGAAAGCAACCGUGAUGGUCAAGAACAGCAGGAUACGAAGGACGAACUCAUCGACUCGAAAGGGGAAUGACCGAAUCGGUCUUGAGAUUGCGGUAGCAUCUUCAACGAGCCGCGACAGCAGGGUGGUUGGUCGGUCUUUUCUGUAUUCGGCUUCAAAUUAAGCAAUCUUUUGCUCUUUGGGUUAUAUAUAUGUGUGUGUGUUAGAUUGGUGCCGAAACUUUCGAACAGCGAUGAGAUCUCUGAAACAUGAGAUGCCAUGGCACAAAGUAGUUUAUGCACAGACAAUUCAGAGUC
Messenger RNA from Rhodamnia argentea, 1306 nucleotides. RefSeq names its product nucleolar protein dao-5-like. Bases 54 to 1082 code for a protein of 342 amino acids. The transcript has 4 exons. The record is from RefSeq and is a predicted model, not a curated record. NCBI's taxonomy places the organism in Eukaryota, Viridiplantae, Streptophyta, Magnoliopsida, Myrtales, Myrtaceae.